CUGUGGCUGCUGCGGAGCACUGCGUCCUCGCUAUAAACGUCUGGUGGAUAAUAUCUUUCCUGAAGACCCUAAAGAUGGGCUCGUUAAAGCCGACAUGGAGAAACUCACAUUCUAUGCUGUGUCUGCCCCGGAGAAACUUGACCGCAUUGGGGCAUACCUGGCGGAAAGGUUGAGCAGAGACGUGGUGCGGCAUCGCUACGGCAAUGUCUUCAUUGCAAUGGAGGCCCUGGAUCAGCUCCUCAUGGCCUGCCACUCCCAGAGCAUCAAGCCGUUCGUGGAGAGCUUUCUGCAUAUGGUGGCCAAGCUUCUAGAGUCUGGAGAACCCAAGCUUCAGGUCUACGGAACAAAUUCUUUUGUCAAGUUUGCGAACAUUGAAGAAGACACUCCCUCCUAUCACCGGCGCUACGAUUUCUUUGUGUCCAGGUUCAGCGCAAUGUGUCACUCCUGUCACAGCGACCCCGAAGUGCAGACAGAAAUAAGAAUUGCAGGCAUACGAGGGAUCCAAGGUGUUGUCCGCAAAACCGUAAAUGACGAGCUUCGCGCCACAAUAUGGGAGCCGCAACACAUGGAUAAAAUCGUUCCGUCGUUGCUGUUUAAUAUGCAGAAGAUCGAGGACAAUGACAGCCGCAUCGGCCCCCCGGCAUCCCCAAGCGUCACUGAAAAAGAGGAGAACCCUGGGGUCCUGGCCGAAAACUGCUUCAGAGAAUUACUUGGAAGAGCCGCUUACGGAAAUAUGAAUAAUGCCGUGCGGCCAGUGUUUGCACAUCUAGACCAUCACAAGCUAUGGGAGUCAAACGAGUUUGCUGUUUCCUGCUUUAAAAUUAUCAUGUACUCUAUUCAGGCUCAGUACUCUCAUCAUGUGAUCCAGCAGAUCCUUGGGCACCUGAAUUUUCACAAGAGGGCUUCUCCUCGCAUACGAGCAGGCAUUGUGCAGGUUCUUCUUGAAGCGGUCGCCAUUGCUGCUAAAGGCUCCAUCGGCCCGACAGUGCUGGAGGUUUUUAACACACUGUUAAGACAUCUGACUCUUAGCGUGGACUUUGAAUUGGGGGACCGAAGAAGUUCAGCGGGUAGUGCCAGGUCCAGUGCGACCAAAGAGAGCGACGAGCGCAUCGUGCAGAAUGCCAUAAUUCAGACGAUCGGGUUUUUCGGAAGCAACUUACCGGACUACCAGAGGUCGGAGAUCAUGAUGUUCAUUAUGGGCAAAGUUCCGGUGUUUGGAUCUUCACAUACACUCGACACAAGCCAGCUUGGGGAUUUGGGAACAAAAAGGAUCCAGAUUAUGCUGCUGAGGUCACUGCUCAUGGUGACCUCGGGUUAUAAAGCGAAGACCAUAGCGGCCGCCCUCCCCUCGCCAUUUCUGGAUCCUCUGCUCUCGCCGUCGCUGAUGGAAGAUUCGGACCUGCGCCAGCUAGUGCUGGAGAUUCUGCACAAUCUUAUAGAUCGUCAUGACAACCGAGCAAAGCUGCGAGGCAUCAGAAUCAUUCCUGACGUUGGUGACCUCAAGAUAAAGCGGGAAAAAAUCAGCAGGCAGGACUUGAACUUUAUAAAAAAGCACGGCCAGCAGCUUUAUCGUCACAUAUAUCUGGGCUGUAAGGAGGAGGACAAUGUACAUAAGAACUAUGAGCUUCUGUAUACAGCCUUGGCUCUGGUCACCAUCGAACUGGCCAAUGAAGAAGUUGUCAUCGAUCUGAUCCGGGUGGCUAUUGCACUACAGGACAUAGCAAUCACUAACGAGGACAGCCUGCAGAUGUUUAACCGAUGUAGCAUCAUGGCGCUGGUCGCAGCUUAUCUGAAUUUCCUCAGUCAGAUGAUUGCAGUCCCUGCCUUUUGCCAGCAUGUCAGUAAGGUUAUAGAGACCAGACAGAUGGACGCACCUUAUUUUUUGCCAGAAGUCAUUUUUAGAGAUAAAUGCAGCCUUCCCAAGUCUCUAGAAAAGCACGAUAAGAGCGUCUACUUCCUGACCAACAAAAUUGCGGAAUCCCUGGGCGGCAGUGGUUACAGCGUGGAGAGACUGUCUGUCACCUAUGUGCCCCAAGUGACAGCUCUCUUUCCAUCACUCCAAAAAGUACGUAAAAGUCCAUGCGAAUCAAAAGAUGAAGACCGAUUAUCCAGAAGGAAGAGCAUAGUGGACACCAUAUCCAUCCAGGUGGACAUGAUGACUGGGAGCAACUCAGAGGACAAGGUGAACACUGAAGAGAUUACAUUUGAAUCAUUGAAGAAGGCCAUAGAGAAUACGGGAAUGGAAGAGCAGGAAAAAGAGAAGAGACGCCUGGUCAUAGAAAAGUUCCAGAAAGCACCAUUUGAGGAAAUUGCUGCACAGUGUGAAUCCAAAGCUAACAUGCUACAUGACAAGCUGGCCCAGAUACUGGAGCUGACCAUAAGGCCCCCACCCAGCCCUUCGGGAACAAUAACCAUCACGGCGGGACACGCCCAGUACCAUUCCAUUCCAGUGUAUGAGAUGAAAUUCCCAGAUCUUUGCGUUUACUAAGCCGCAGGUCCCGGUCCGUCCAUCCGGGGCUCCUGCAGCUGCUGGUGUUUUAGAGUUAGUUCAGCUUCUCAGUAUUCAGACACUCCAUCAGAUCCAUAAGGCAGGGACUUAUAACUGUUACAUAGCCAGCUGAGAUUUGGAUUACUUGAAUGAUUAGGACUGUUUCCUACAGAUACCAAAA
Molecule: messenger RNA, 2669 nt
Organism: Nanorana parkeri
Lineage: Eukaryota; Metazoa; Chordata; Amphibia; Anura; Dicroglossidae
Gene: EFR3A
Product: EFR3 homolog A
Exons: 23
Coding region: 95-2488 (797 amino acids)
Biological process (GO): protein localization to plasma membrane
Cellular component (GO): plasma membrane
Source: RefSeq, a predicted model, not a curated record